GGCUGCGUCACGUGUCCUAAAAAAUCCCUUCCCUUCGCGACUCCAUUGCGGAUCCCCAUCCCAGCUGCUUCCUUUUGUCUCGGCCACCGAGCGAGAGGGAGAAGAAUGGCCUUGCCUUUAGCCACGAUUACUCCUAUUCUAAGUCUUCGACGACUCCAAGCUCCUCGAAGCAACUGUGUCGCAGCCGCUGCAACACGGCUGUCGGGCGCUCGCGAAGCUGCUCUCUUCGGUCUUAAGUUCGCUUGCUGCCGUGCGACCGCCGUAUGGGAUCGACGUCCGAAGCCGGCGCGAGCCCUAAUGGUGGAGGAGGGAAGAACGGCGGCAACGGCGAGGAUCGUUACGGUGGUUGGGGACGGAAGCGUUAGCCCGUUGAAGAACACUCCCUGGGAGCAGGUCAUGCGUCAUACUUCAACUCGUCUAAAGUGGGUGGAUGAAGGAAUUGAAAUGGUUGUAUUUAGUGAUAAGGCAACUCAGUAUAGUGAUACUCGGCAUGAAAAUCUUGUGAGGGAACUGCUAUGUUCUGAUAUGUUGGUUCAUGUCGCAAUAAAUGAUCAGGAAUCCAUUGAAUGGCUUCACAAAAAUAGUGAUAGUGUUCCAAAUAUAAUAUGCUUUGAAUCAUCACCAGAUCUAAGAAACAAACUUGGAGGAUCAUUCGUUCACAAAAGAGGAGAAGAAAACAUGUUCAACAGACUGGUCAACAUUGCAAAAAAAGGAAAUAGAAGUGAAUCAGCAGAAGUGCUUAAGACUGUAUCGGGUGCUUGGGAGAGGUAUAAUGCUGAUGAUAUUAGGUUCUGUUUGCUUGUUAUCAUCAAUUCUUACAUAAGACCUGUUUCUGUACUAAAAAAUUUAAGGGCUAAAGGACUAUCCACUCUUAAUUGUAUGAUUAAAAAUUGCGGAUCUCAGAUGCUAAACUGUUUAUUUGAUCCCAACUGUAGAAAAGCUCUUCAGUGUUUGAACUCCUGUUCUCCAACAGAUCAGGUUUGUAACUACCGCUGCAUUGCCUCUUAUGAGAGCCCAUACCUGGAGGCAUUUUCUUUGUGUGUGUUGCAAAAGAACAAUUGUCUUGAGUUAGAUGCAGAGAUCCCAAGCAAGCCAAUUGUAACUCCAUUGUAUAUGUUUAGAGGAGAGUUGUUGAGCCAUGAAGUUGCGGAAGACCUUUUCAUCGGUUGGUUGGAUAAUUUAGAAUGGAGCUGGCGAGUCAUAGCCGGCCAAAAUCCUGCAUAUGACCAAUUCCCUUGUCAGUAUCAAUUGUUUUACAGGGGAAAGGCUAAAGGGUCAUUUUGGUAUGAACCAGUGUUUCAGGUCCGAACUCAAGAAGGGACAUUGGUAUGGAGACGAAGAAAGUAUCGGGUUAGAAGAGCAAGUGUUCCUGGAACAUUUUAUUUCAGCGUAUUAGAUAAUGGGGUAGUUUCUAAAGAAUUUUGGACAAUAAUAGAUGUUUGUGACGAUCUCAGCUGGGGUUUAUUUCAGUAUAACGGGGCAGCUCAGGUGGCUGGACUGUCGUAUACUGGGGCUGUGCUUGUUAGUCCAGACGGAAAUUUUAAACCUGAAUUGGGAGGACAAAGGCUAGUAUCUGCCUUGGAGAAAUGCAGUAUCAUGGACUGGGAGCUAUAUAGAGUUGAUAACUGUUCAUGCAAUAAUCCACCAUUAGGAAUUCCUGAGGGUUCGCGUCUGCACUCAAAGAUUGAACUGAGGAAUCAGAGGUGGGUCUCUCAGCAGCUUGGAUAACAAAGCAUUUAAAGCAGUUCUAGCGAUAUCAAAGGUUGAACGGAGGAAUCAGAGAUGGGUUUCUCAGCAGUUUGGACAAAUAAGUAGUUCAAGAGAUAACAAUAGAGUUAUUACCUCAAAGCGAGUUAACAGUUUCCUAUAUCAUAUGAGUCAUAAGGAGAUCAGUGGUUUUUGGGUCAUUAACUUUAAUCUUUGAAAGGAUCAAGUGAAACUUUUCUGUGUUCCUUGAGAUAUUUGCAGUUAUGAUGCAUUAAGAGUCUUCUCUCAAAGGAAGUAUAUAGGAGGCUCUUCCUGAAACUCUGCCAUUCAUCAUAUUCUUUCAGAUCAUCAUGCUUAGAAUGCAGGCAUCUGCUGAGGCACUGUAGCGUGUUAGUCAUACUCCUUCCAUGUAUACAGAGGAGGUUAAGAGGGGCUAUGCUGGGCGAUUUAACCGGAACUUGAGGCUUCUAUAACGAGGAAGCAGAACCAGAGAUGGUGGUUUGUCAAAGAAUCGCAUCGAGCUUCGGGCUGCUUUUUUCUUUCUACUUACUAUUUAGAGAUUGACUACUUUACCAUUAUUAGUUCAUCUACUUCUCUUUCGGUGCGAAAAAGUGACUUUGUAUCGCUACUUGAUGCAAUGAAUUUCGUCGAAGUGUCAUCUCA
Molecule: messenger RNA, 2370 nt
Organism: Musa acuminata subsp. malaccensis (wild Malaysian banana)
Lineage: Eukaryota; Viridiplantae; Streptophyta; Magnoliopsida; Zingiberales; Musaceae
Source: RefSeq, a predicted model, not a curated record